Molecule: messenger RNA, 453 nt
Organism: Moesziomyces antarcticus
Lineage: Eukaryota; Fungi; Basidiomycota; Ustilaginomycetes; Ustilaginales; Ustilaginaceae
Product: mitochondrial 54S ribosomal protein YmL19
Exons: 3
Coding region: 1-453 (150 amino acids)
Biological process (GO): translation
Cellular component (GO): mitochondrial large ribosomal subunit; ribosome
Molecular function (GO): large ribosomal subunit rRNA binding; structural constituent of ribosome
Source: RefSeq, a predicted model, not a curated record
AUGUCCAAGAAGGGAGGUCAGGCUGCGGCCGCUGCGGUCUCGACGUUUGUCAAGCUGCUCGUGCCCGCCGGAAAGGCAUCUGCACAGCCGCCCGUGGGUCCAGCGCUCGGUGCCAAGGGUGUCAAGGCGAUGGACUUUGCCAAGGAGUUCAACGCCAAGACCGCGCAUCUCGAGGUGGGCCUCCCCACGCCCGCCAUCGUCAAGAUCAACCCGGACCGCACAUUCUCAUUUGAGAUCAAGACGCCACCAACGUCGCUACUGCUCAAGCGCGCUGCUGGCAUCGAGACGGGUGCGGGCAAGGCAGGGUCGCAGGUGGCAGGCACCAUCACCAUGAAGCACAUCUAUGAGAUCGCAAAGAUCAAGAUGCAGGACGUCAAGGGCGUUCAGGAAGAGCAGAUGUGCAAGGUCAUCGCCGGCAGCGCAAGGAGUAUGGGCCUGCGCAUCGUUCGAUAA